AUGAAGGCCACUCAGACUAUUCUUGCCGGCCUCGUCGCCGCCUCCUCCGCCAUGGCCGCGCCCGCCCGCGCCAUACAGUCGGGCGAUGUCGUCAGGACCAAGGCCGCGUUCCAGGCGCAGUUCAGCCCGGCUCCCGUGCCCAAAUGGACCGUUGAAGAGGUGCAGCGUGCCUGCGCCCCGGACGACGGCUCUUGCACCUGGCACUUGCUCAUCGACACGCACGUCGCCGGCAAGACGGACGUCAACUUUGUCGUCGACGGGCCGGGGGCCUCUCGCAACAACGGCGGGCCCCAGGACUUUGGCGACUUUACAAUCACCUCUGGCUAUGACCCUGCUGGCUUCACUACCUUUUCUGCCGUGGACAACAAGGACGGCCUCAUUGCGUUCCCGGCGUACAGCGAUGCCGAGGUUGCGAAUGGCAACGUUGCUGCUGCCCGCGACUACGACGUGUACUACCUGAGCUCGUGA
Messenger RNA from Metarhizium acridum CQMa 102, 468 nucleotides. RefSeq lists its product as uncharacterized. Lineage: Eukaryota; Fungi; Ascomycota; Sordariomycetes; Hypocreales; Clavicipitaceae. The record is from RefSeq and is a predicted model, not a curated record.